Molecule: messenger RNA, 1584 nt
Organism: Rhineura floridana
Lineage: Eukaryota; Metazoa; Chordata; Lepidosauria; Squamata; Rhineuridae
Product: solute carrier family 2, facilitated glucose transporter member 5-like
Exons: 12
Coding region: 1-1584 (527 amino acids)
Biological process (GO): monosaccharide transmembrane transport
Cellular component (GO): membrane
Molecular function (GO): hexose transmembrane transporter activity
Source: RefSeq, a predicted model, not a curated record
AUGACACCUCUGGGUGAUGGAAUAGACCGAAGGUUCACUGCAAGGCCAGGACUACUAAUUUACAGCUGCUCAGGCCUCCUGAACUUGGUACCAGGUGCUACAGAGAAGAUUCAGCAUCCUCCCUUCUCAGUUAACAAGGUGCAGCUGGGCUAUGAGCUGUCAAAGAGGCUUCUUUGGGUUUCGAUUGCUUCCUGCCUCCUAUCACAGCAAUUUGGUUAUAACAUGUGGAUUCUCUGUUCUCCUACUGUGCUCCUGCAAGAGUUAUAUAACAUAACAGCAUUUGAAGAGAUGAAGGAUUCACCUUCCCAAAUGACUCUGGUCAUUAUCAGCAUGGCUCUGUUUCCAUUUGGAGCCACCUUUGGGUCCCUUCCUGUUGGCUAUUUGGCGGAUAGAUUUGGCAGGAAAGGUGCUUUGGUGAUAACUAACAUUUUGUCCAUUAUCUCUUCUGUCCUGUUGGGUUGUUCACAUAAGAUAAGAACCUACAUAUACACCCUCUUUACCCGCUUCUAUGCUGGAAUGUGUGCAGGAAUAAUCUCCAUUGUUGUCCCUCUAUAUCUUGGGGAGCUCUCUCCUAGAAGCCUGAGGGGAGGCAUCACCAUGAUGCCCCAGCUUUUUUAUGGUCUUGGCAUGCUGAUGGCUCAGAUAGCUGCUCUUCGAGAACUCCUUGGGAACCGAAAAGGUUACCCAGCUCUGACGUGCCUUUCUAUGAUCCUGCCUUUCCUUCAGUUCUUUCUACUGCCCUUCUUUCCUGAAAGCCCUAGGUAUCUAUUCAUUCAGAGGAAGGAUGAAGAGAAUGCAAGACAAGCACUGAAUAUGCUAAGAGAUAGAAAUGAUGUGGAUGAUGAGAUUGAAGAGCUCCAACUGGAAGACAUCACUGAGAAGGCAGAAAAGAACAUGAAUCCUAUUAAACUGCUAUCAACCUCAAGCCUACGGUGGCAAGUCAUCACCGCAGUUGUCUUGUUGGUUGGAGAGGAGCUCAGUGGCAUCAAUGCGGCAUAUUAUUACAUGGAGAGAAUCUACCUGAGUGCAAGGAUAGAUAUAAAGAAAAUCCAGUUUGUUAUGGUAGGAGGAACUGCAUUGUGUUGCUGUGUAGCCACGGUAGCGGUGUGUCUCGCUGAUUCUAAGGGGCACAGGUUUCUGCUUCUCUCUGGCUUCGGUGUCUGCAGCCUCGUCACUGUGCUGUUAACCAUGACCAUGGAAAUGCAGGCCACCAUACCAGAGAUGGCAUAUUUCAGCACAGUUUUUCUCAACGUGUUCCUCGUUGGAUACUCUGUAGGGGCCGGUCCUGUUCCACCUGCAAUGGUAGUGCAGCUGUUCCUUCAGUCAUCACGAUCUUCAGCCUUUGUAAUUGUGCGAGUUGUACAGUGGUUCACAAACUUUAUUACAGGAGUAUUAUUCCUUUAUGCAGAGGCACAUAUUAGGGUUUACAGCUUCCUCAUUUCCUGGCCUAUCUCUGUAGCCACCUUUUUUUACAUCUUCAAGAUUGUCCCAGAAACAAAAAGAAGGACCUUUGUGGAUAUCAGAAGACUCAUGGCAAUCCAGACAGCCAGGAAGAUUGACAUCAAGGAGCAGAUGGACAAGUAG